Messenger RNA from Oncorhynchus gorbuscha (pink salmon), 1160 nucleotides. Its product is annotated as signal recognition particle receptor subunit beta-like. The coding region runs from base 67 to 867 and encodes 266 amino acids. Lineage: Eukaryota; Metazoa; Chordata; Actinopteri; Salmoniformes; Salmonidae. Gene Ontology annotation, cellular component: Golgi apparatus. Gene Ontology annotation, molecular function: GTP binding. Gene Ontology annotation, biological process: Golgi to plasma membrane protein transport; protein localization to organelle; intracellular protein transport. The record is from RefSeq and is a predicted model, not a curated record. The transcript has 7 exons.
UAUAUCUGUCUCGUUGUUCUGACUGUCUGUACUCAGCAGCUGGUGAAGUUAAGUGAAAGCUAAAAGAUGGAGGACAACAUAGACGUGGAAGCUGGAGAAAAUCCAUUUCAACCUUAUUUAGACGCUCUACGGAAGGAGUUAGAACACCAAGAUCCCAUAUUUAUUAUCGGAAUUAUAAUUUCUUUGGCUGUUGUUGUCAUCAGUUUUGUGUUGUUGAAGUACUUCCUGAGAAGCAAAACUGUCCAAAGUGCUGUGCUGCUGGUUGGUCUCUGCGAUUCUGGAAAGACCCUCCUCUUUAGUCGAUUGUUGUCAGGAAGGUUCAAGAAGACCCAGACCUCCAUCACAGACAACAGUGCCCCCUACAAAGCCAAGAACGAGAAGGGCAGCAGCUGGACCCUGAUCGACCUCCCUGGACAUGACAGUCUUCGUCCGCAGUAUGUGGAGAAGUUCAAGUCAGCAGCCAGGGCCAUAGUCUUUGUGGUGGACAGUGCCAUCUUCCAGAAGGAAGUGAGAGACGUGGCUGAGUUCCUGUACUUCCUGUUGACUGACAGUGCAGUGUCCAGGAAUGUCCCCUCUCUGAUAGUGGCCUGCAACAAGCAAGAUAUCACCAUGGCAAAAUCUGCUAAGCUGAUUCAGCAGCAGCUGGAGAAAGAGAUGAACACAUUGAGAGUGACACGGUCUGCGGCUCUGGGCACCCAGGACGGGUCAGCAGGGUCCAGCGUGCACCUGGGGAAGAAGGGCAAGGACUUCGAGUUCAGCCAGCUGCCCAUGAAGGUGGAGUUCCUGGAGUGCAGUGCCCGCGGCAGCAAAGGGGAGAACGGGCAGGCAGACAUCGGCAGCCUCGAGAAGAGCCUGGCCAACCUGUGAGAUGGCUGGGUCUUGUUAUUGACCAUCUGGUUCCCAUAUAGGUCACUACUUUGGCCAAGAGCCCUUUGCUCUUAGGUGUGUUAUUGUGAAUGGGCUUUCUUAGGAUAUUUUCCUGAGGACUCUCAGCAUAUCAGGUGUGUCUCAACAGUCUCUCAAGACUCCAGACUCGAAUCACUAUACUAUGAUGAAGUGAAUAACUUAUUGUGCUGACAUCACAAGGUCAUGUAAUGUAGUGAAUGCCAAUUUCCCCCAAAAAUGUCUGAUAAUGAAAAUAAAGUGUUUGCUUUUCUCCA